Didymodactylos carnosus is the source of this 1665-nucleotide messenger RNA. Lineage: Eukaryota; Metazoa; Rotifera; Eurotatoria; Philodinida; Philodinidae. The record is from the annotation of a GenBank genome assembly.
AUGCAGGUUAACAUUAGUGGGUCUCAUGGCAGAAACUGCGAUAUAGGAAAAGGUGUUGGAACAAAAAUAUUUCCGGCGGAUUGUGCUUUUUUGAAAAAAAACAGAAGCCUAGAGAUUGGUGUUUUAAAGACAGAGCCAAAUUAUAUCCUCAAUGCAUCCGGGAUGAUUAUUUAUAAAAAUUAUCGAGGAAAAAACAACAUGUCAUCAACAAAUUGGAGUGAGAAUAUCAACGAUGAUAUAGUACUAUUAGGAGCAACUACCACUGUUCAAUCAAAGCCGAUAAAAGCACAAGUUAGUUUAGAAAUAUUAACACAUGGACGUAUUUCGGUUGAUUGGAGUACGUUGGAAGUGUUUCCUUCCACUCGUCAUUUUCUCAUUCACUACAAAAUGCUUAAUGAAAACAAAAGUAAAGUUAUUCGAAUGCCCAAGAACAUGAGAAAUUUUAUAUUACACAAAAUCGAGCCCGGAUGCAUGUAUGAAAUUCAUGUAUGCGCCGUUGAUCGAAGAGGUUUUAUUCUUUCUACAACAGAGUGUGCUUGUAUCCAAGUGGGAGCAGCUGAUUUGCCAAGACCAUAUGAGACAAAAUUUAUUGUGAACAAUGGUAUACCAGGAAAACAAUAUACAUUUCAAAUCGAGUUUAGUCGUAAAAACGGUGUAUCGUGUUGUUCACCACCUUACGUAGUUAAUUGGCCCGGAACAACCGUUCCUCGUUUGUACUAUAUUUUUAAAAAUAAACAAAAUGUGCUCAUAUAUUGGAAAAAUUCAUUAUCAAUAGGUGAUGGUGAAAUUGAAAAUUAUAAGCUUCAUUGUUACAAUUCCAAACAAAAUUCAAGCGUUGUAUUUGGACCGUAUUCACCAGAAUGUCGAGAAAUACUAAUUAAAGAUUUAGAAGCAAAUCAAUAUAUUGUUGUUCUUGAAAUUAAUCUUAAAAAUUCAGAUCGAUCAUUAUAUUCUAAACCUUUGAAGGUAAAUUGUGCAGAGAUAGGAGAUGCACCAAAUUUAUCUUAUGAGUAUAUCGAUUCUGAAAACAGACAAGAAUUAGAAAAAGCUGUUUGUUGUCUUUUACCAAUUCGAGAUAAACUGUUACGACGAAUUGAUGAAGAAAGCGUAUUCGGUAAUAGUAAUUCCCAACAAUUGUUAAAUGAUUGUGAAACCUUGAUUUACAGAAUAUUAGUAAUGCUUUCACAGUUGACAAAUCGAGUGCAAUUAAACUUAAUCAUUCAAACAGAUGAAAAUACGACUCCUUGCAACCGUCAAUUAAUGAUAAAUGGUAAACUAUGUAGUACAAUUAUACCGUGGUUUGUAAAAGAAGUACCUCUGGAGCUUCCAGUAGGAAAUAUGUCCUAUGAGCUUGCUGUAGCUAAUGUCUCUGAUUCACCACAUUCUCCUAUGGUUACUUCAAAAAAGAUUUUUGUUGAUCAAUCUGAACAAUUUACGUUCUUUUGUAUGCAUUUCGAAGAACAAUAUUAUCAUUCAAAAACUUGUUCGUAUUUUGAAACAUUUCAAAUGGAAAAAACGUGUACUCGUCCUUUACAUGAAGGUUUAUUAAAACAUUAUCAAAUAUUGAACAAAAAAAACGAAGAAAAUGAGAAUACCAAACCCGUACAUGAAAUAUUUUCUCUUGAUGGUGUUCCAACGUGCAUAUUUCUCGAUUAUAACGGUUAG